This is a messenger RNA of Trichoderma citrinoviride, 1374 nucleotides long. RefSeq names its product MFS general substrate transporter. NCBI's taxonomy places the organism in Eukaryota, Fungi, Ascomycota, Sordariomycetes, Hypocreales, Hypocreaceae. Gene Ontology annotation, biological process: transmembrane transport; carbohydrate transport. Gene Ontology annotation, molecular function: carbohydrate:proton symporter activity. Gene Ontology annotation, cellular component: membrane. The transcript has 2 exons. The record is from RefSeq and is a predicted model, not a curated record. Bases 1 to 1374 code for a protein of 457 amino acids.
AUGCCUGCGUUUCGCAAGACCUUUGGAGACUUCUCGCCCACCAUACACGGAGUGAUUGUGUCGUCGGUGCUCAUAUCCGGUGCAUUCACGGCGCUCAUCGCCGGAAUUCUCGCUCACCGGUUUGGCCAGGUCCGCAUCUUCUCGAUAGGAUCUUUCGUGUUUGGCGUCGGAGCCGCUAUCCAGGCGUCUUCUUCCGCUCUCCCCGCUUUCAUCGUCGGACGACUUAUCCAGGGCAUAGGCGAGGGCCUCUUUGUGAGCAACGUGUACGUGCAGGUCUCGGAAAUGUCACCAACCAGAGUUCGGGGCACAAUGACUGCGUUGCCGCAAUUCAGCAUCGUGGUCGGUGUUGUUGCCGGCUUCUUCAUCUCCUACGGCACUUCUCGUCUCGGCCCAUCAGCAUCACUGAGCUGGCGUCUCCCACUGGCCAUCUCAGCCGCUCUUGGCUUCUUGCUAUCGGCAACGUACUGGCUCGUGCCAGCCUCUCCCCGCUGGUUAUUAGCCAAAGGUCGAGUGGAUGCAGCGCGUGACGUUCUUAUUCGCCUUGGAUUCGACGACAUCGAGCGUGAAAAGCUCUUGGAGGAAUCCAUGGUCCAGAGCCAGGCUCAGAAUGCUGCCGAUGAGACCCUUUGGCAGGGCUUGAAACAGACAUUUGUAGGAUUCAAGGAGGCCUUUUCAGCACCGUUCCGUGCCCGUACCAUCUUUGGCUGCUUCAUCAUGGGCAUGCAGCAGCUGGCCGGAAUCGACGGCGUAUUGUAUUACGCGCCGAUCCUGUUCCAAAAGGCCGGGCUGAGUGGUGAACAGGCGUCGUUCCUGGCCUCUGGCGUUUCUGCACUGGCAAUCCUGGGAAUCACCAUCCCGGCCACCUUUCUGGCAGAUAAAUGGGGGAGAAGAACGUCGAGCUUGCUGGGCGGCGUUCUGAUUACAGCGCUUAUGCUGUUGAUGGGGUCUCUGUAUGCGGCUAACAAGGUGCAUGCCGACAGAGGAGCCGGCAAGUGGGUGGUUAUUGUGUCCAUCUAUCUGUUUGCCAUUGUCUUCAACGGGACGUGGGCCAUCGGCUUUCGCACCUUUCUUAUGGAGAGUCUGCCGAGGAAAACGAGGAGCAGCGCGUCGAGCCUUGCUCAGAGCGCCAAUUGGUUCUCGAACUACCUCGUCGCACUCAUCACGCCGGUGCUCAUCUCAAAGUCGACGUUCGGAGCCUACUAUCUGUUUGCCUUUUCCUCCCUCUUGACCACUGUCAUCGUGGCGUUGCGAAUGGUUGAGACAAGAGGCCACAGCUUGGAGGAAAUUGAGCAGCGAUAUGUCCAAAGCAGAGGUAUUUCAACAGGCAUGUCGUUGCCGAUGAUGAGGAUACGGCGAGUCCAAGCAGCUCAGUAG